AUGACCUCCAAGGACGACUCGAAUUGCCCGGCGGUGCUGGAGGAGCGAAGGCGCAGCCCGCUGGAUCAGCUCCCGCCGCCGGCCAACUCCAACAAGCCGCUGACGCCUUUCAGCAUUGAGGACAUCCUCAGCAAGCCGUCGGUGAGAAGGAGCUGCUCCCUGAGCGGAGCGACGCAACUCCUCUCCCCCGGAGAGAAGCUGGCCUCGGCGUGUCACAGCCUGUCCGGCCGGGCGCUGCUCAGCCAGACCUCCCCGCUCUGCGCGCUGGAGGAGCUGGCCAGCAAAACCUUCAAGGGCCUGGAGGUCAGCGUCCUGCAGGCUGCCGAGGGCCGAGACGGUCUGACGGUCUUCGGCCAGAGGAACACCCCAAAGAAGCGGCGGAAGUCCCGCACGGCGUUUACCAACCACCAAAUCUACGAGCUGGAAAAGCGCUUUCUGUACCAGAAGUACCUGAGUCCGGCAGACCGGGACCAGAUCGCCCAGCAGCUCGGUCUGACCAACGCGCAGGUCAUCACUUGGUUUCAGAACCGGCGGGCCAAGCUCAAGCGGGACCUGGAGGAGAUGAAAGCGGACGUGGAGUCUGCCAAGGCCGCGGGCGCCGUGGCCUUUGAGAAGCUCUCCAAGCUGGCCGAGCUGGAGAAAUGCGCGGCAGGGGGUAUGGGCGGAGGGAUGGCGUCCGCUCUAGGACACACCGAGCCCGGCCCGGUGUCCUCCAGGUCCUCGCACGACGCCACCGCCGAGAGCCCCGACUCCGCUGGGCCGCGCACGUCGCCCUCUUCCCCCGUGUCGCCGUGGCACACAGACCGCCUGAGCGGCGAGUUCUGCUCGGAGGAUGAAGAUGAGGAGAUUGACGUGGAUGAUUAA
Xiphias gladius (swordfish) is the source of this 864-nucleotide messenger RNA. It is a transcript of the gene lbx1a, whose product is annotated as ladybird homeobox 1a. Bases 1 to 864 code for a protein of 287 amino acids. The transcript has 2 exons. Gene Ontology annotation, molecular function: DNA-binding transcription factor activity, RNA polymerase II-specific; DNA binding. NCBI's taxonomy places the organism in Eukaryota, Metazoa, Chordata, Actinopteri, Istiophoriformes, Xiphiidae. The record is from RefSeq and is a predicted model, not a curated record. Gene Ontology annotation, biological process: regulation of DNA-templated transcription.